Messenger RNA from Penicillium riverlandense, 1641 nucleotides. RefSeq lists its product as uncharacterized. Gene Ontology annotation, cellular component: nucleus. Lineage: Eukaryota; Fungi; Ascomycota; Eurotiomycetes; Eurotiales; Aspergillaceae. The transcript has 4 exons. Bases 1 to 1641 code for a protein of 546 amino acids. Gene Ontology annotation, biological process: positive regulation of transcription by RNA polymerase II. Gene Ontology annotation, molecular function: DNA-binding transcription factor activity; transcription cis-regulatory region binding. The record is from RefSeq and is a predicted model, not a curated record.
AUGCCCAGGAAACCCACUCCGGCUAGCGACGAGCAGAAACCGCGCUGUGCGAAUUGUGAGGUGAAAGGGUUCGCCUGUAAAUAUGGCACCGACUUGUCCUUUGUGCCACCGCAGUCCGGGCUUGUCUCGGGCGGGGGCCAGGCCUACACGAACAUCACAUUCGUGGACGACACCCCUCUGGCUUCCAACCUGACGGCGAACAAAGAGACGGUCAAAGAUCAACAGCCACCGCCACAGCCAGGCCCUAAUGAUAUACAAAACCUUCAAAAUACCAGGGGCACACCAGGACCUCCUCCUGUUGAAGUGAAAGAUGUUUUCAUGCCCAAUGCUCUUGAUGCUUCUGCAGGGCCGUCGAUUAUACAGAAUAUCCCUGGUCUACUCAUCGGCGACCAAGAACGACCGACACGAGAUACUCGCCUUCUAAACAGUUCCCCGCAUCUAACCUACUCUGUUUCUACAUUCAGUGACCAGCAAGGAACUCUGUCUUCUCCGAGCGCGGGCGGCAAUCUUGAAACAGCUUUGUUGAGACAUUUCCGCUAUCACAUCUCCCCAUGGAUUGAUGUCGGAGAUCCUAGCUGUGCUUUUGGACUGCAGACCCUGCUUCUUUCUCGAACCAGCAGGCCGGUCCAGCUCGCCAUCCUGGCCCUUUCAGCGGCGCAGAGGCUCGCCAUUUCUUCAUUUAUGAACAAUGAAGAUUCGGAGAAUGGGCCCAAGUUUCGAAAGGAAGCUGAGACUAGUCUGAUGAUCGAGCCUGAAUCGAGUAGACAUGCUGGUCGUGCUCUCCUGAUGCUUCAAGACUUCCUUACGGCUGGCCCCCAAAAAUGGAGAGACUUAUUCAUGCAUCUAAGAGGGUUUCACUCCAUAGACCUGGCGGCUUCAAUUAUGUCUUUACAAUCGCCCAUGGUGCCAUUUCGCUCUUUUUUGCGACGAGAUGGCUCACCUAUACACUCUUUGCCGCAACCACCACCGCAAUCCCACUCCGUGCACCGAGUAUAUAAGCAUGUUUUAUGCCUUUUGGGGCAUUGCCUCGCCUUGAUCUACGGAGGCCCAGAAACGGCCACUCCCGCCGCCGCGGGCUCGCCCGAGUUAUCCGCAUUUCCUUCUUUACGCCAAUCCCAUUUUCUGUCUCAGUGGACAUUCCUCUGGUCAGAUUGCCAAAAAUGGUAUAACGACCGACCAGUGGAUGCAGAACAGAUUGUAGACAUCCGCGGCGGCGAGGCCGACAAAAUCGACCCCGAACACUGCUCGUCCUUUCCUAUCCUUAUCUACACCACUCCACUUGCCCUCGCAGCCAAUGCUGUGUAUCAUAUCACUUCCCUCCUAUUGCUCACUCAUAAGCCGCGGCUUUUGAAAUCCCUUCCAGGACCGCGGUGCAUCACUUCCCAUAUCUGGCACGCACAGUCAAUCGCGGGUAUCGCUGCUAGCAAUGACUCGCCGGAGCAGUGGGAUCCUAUACUUGUCGCUAGUCUUCUGCUAAUAGCACGCGAGAUGACCCACGAGUCUCAGCAAUCAGUGCUGCUUGAACGACUACGCAGAAUCACCGCAACAACAGGGAUCAAACUGGAUUGCGAGAUCGAGACACUGAGGUCCGACUGGAAUAUGGCACGCUACGAUGAAGAUGGCGAGGAUGAAGUAGGGUAA